Molecule: messenger RNA, 2450 nt
Organism: Ruditapes philippinarum (Manila clam)
Lineage: Eukaryota; Metazoa; Mollusca; Bivalvia; Venerida; Veneridae
Product: heat shock 70 kDa protein 12A-like
Exons: 6
Coding region: 136-1908 (590 amino acids)
Molecular function (GO): ATP-dependent protein folding chaperone; ATP binding
Source: RefSeq, a predicted model, not a curated record
AAUUUGUUGAAUUUAAGGCGGAAGUUGUUAGCCGUUUGUACAUACACAUGUAUUACAAAUUGGACAAAAUAGACUGAAUACUUGGAAUCGAAAUAAAUACGGAAGGUAAUUAUUCUUCACUGAAAAUCACUGACAAUGUCGUUGCUGCAAGAGCCUUUAAGGCCGACGAGUUCUCAAAGUCAGGACUACUUAGUUUCUGCGGCUAUAGAUUUUGGUACGGCAUAUUCCGGUUGGGCCUUUUCCACAAGACACGAUCACAAUAAGGAACCGCUCAAGGUAACAGCAAACACAUGGGUAUCCGGGAAUCUAAUGUCAUUGAAGACACCCACAUGUGUACUCUUUGACCAGAACAAGAAAUUCCAUUCGUUUGGUUUCGAUGCUGAAGAAGAAUAUUCUGGCCUAGCACUUGACAACAGACAUGGCGAUUACUUCUUCUUUCGAAGAUUCAAGAUGAAACUCUUUGAUAAAUUGCAUCUGAAAAGAAAGUUUAUGUUGGAAGAUGAAAUGGGAAGAAAAAUGCCGGCAAUGGAUGUAUUCUCAAAUUCUAUAAAGUAUCUGAAGGAUCAUCUCACGCAGAAAUUAUUACAACAACUACCAGACACGUUGUUGGACAGUGAAAUCCGCUGGGUGCUUACUGUUCCUGCUAUUUGGAAUGAUACCUCGAAACAGUUUAUGAGAGAAGCUGCAGUUAAGGCCGGCAUUUUGGAUGAACACUUAUUGAUUGCUCUAGAACCGGAAGCAGCAAGCUUGUGUUGUCGACAUUUGCCGAUGAAAACGAUUGGUGCUGGUUCUUGCAAUUUUGAAACUUUUGCGCCUGGUUCGAAAUAUGUGGUAUUUGAUGCUGGUGGUGGUACUGUUGAUAUUACAGUUCACGAGGUCCAGCCGAGUGGGUCCCUAAAGGAACUUUACAAAGCGAAUGGAGGAAAUUGGGGUGGGACAUUUAUCGACAAAGCUUUCAGAAAUCUCCUGGCUGAUAUAGUAGGCAACGAUGUUAUGGACAACUUCCAGGCAACUCAGAUGAUGGAUUAUAUUGAUCUAUUUCGAGAGUUUGAAGGCAAGAAGAGAAACUUUAAGAAUGAGAUGACAGGGAAAAUAACAUUCAAAGUUCCCCUUGCACUGGCUGAAGAAUUCAAACAAAAGAAGGGAAAGGAAAUCAAAGAUCACAUAAAAAACAAUCCCAUGUAUGAAAAUAGUAUCUACAUGUUUGGAGAAAGGUUACGAAUUGAAGCACACGUGGCAAAGGGUUUAUAUGCAGACGCAUGCAAUAGUGUUGCCGAGCAUUUAAAGACCCUUUUUACGGAAGAUCAAGUCAAAGAUGUUCCUACAAUUCUAAUGGUUGGUGGGUUUUCAGAGUCACCUAUGCUACAAGAUGUCAUAAAGAGAACGAUGCCAGACAAGACAAUCAUAAUACCAGCAGAUCCGGGCCUUGCAGUUCUCAAAGGGGCUGUUAUUUUCGGCCAUGAUCCAUCUGUCAUACAGGAACGACGCUGUCGAUACACAUACGGAGUCAGAUCUUCUCAUCGAUUUAAUGAACGUAUCCAUCCAGAGUCGAAGAAAUUUGUUGACGAUGACGGUGAUAUUCUCUGUUCUGACAUAUUUGAUAGGCAUGUCCAAAUUGGGCAGCGUGUUGAAUACGGGGAGAGUCAGGUUACACAAUCGUAUGUACCAACUUCAAAAAGCGCAAAGGCAAUGGUAUUUCAAGUUUAUGCUUCUGAUGAGGCAGAACCGAAGUUUGUCACGGAUCCAUGUUGCACACAUCUAGGUAAUCUUACUUUUGAGCUAGGCGGUUCAGGAACGGAUAGGUCGGUGAGUGUGCAAAUGACGUUCAGCGGAACAGAGCUUAAAGUAGAAGCAGAGGAGAAGAGUACUGGUAAGAAGACAAAUGCAAAGUUUGAUUUUCUUGGCUAAUUCAAAGAAAGAGAAAAAGAGAACAAUAAUUAUGAUUAUUUUUGAUAUAAAACGUGAUAUAUAUUAUAUAUUUAACUGUUUGUAUAUAAAGCGAACUGACACUUUUUUGUAUAUUACUUAUUGGAUUGUGAAUGACCUUUAUUUUACUAAUUUAGUACUGUCUAUUUUAUGUUUGUGUGAGUUUUUUUUACAUUAGAUAUGGUAUGAUUCCUGGUAACUUACUCACACAAUUAGAAAAGCUUACACAUAAAAUGCAUAUAUUUAGUAAAACUCGGGAUAUAAUAAUUACAGCAUAAUUAUAUUUAAUAAUAAUAGAUAUGUUUGUAAAUAUAUUCAUAAAUAUGUAUCAUAUGUAUUCUGUGAUUCUAGAAAAUGACUAUUUAUAAGCAUUUACCGUAAAAGCAAUUUAGUAUAUUUCUUAGUAUUAAUGAUGCAAUCAAUCAGUUUUCUCUGUUAACUUUUCAUUCCUUUUUGUAAGAUAAUUUAUUAUAUAAUAUGUGUGUUUAUUAUUUUAACUUUUAGAAAUUAUAUUGUUUGGUGAA